This is a messenger RNA of Cydia strobilella, 7604 nucleotides long. RefSeq names its product thyroid receptor-interacting protein 11-like. Gene Ontology annotation, molecular function: small GTPase binding. Gene Ontology annotation, cellular component: Golgi apparatus. The record is from RefSeq and is a predicted model, not a curated record. The coding region runs from base 147 to 4634 and encodes 1495 amino acids. Gene Ontology annotation, biological process: endoplasmic reticulum to Golgi vesicle-mediated transport; Golgi organization. NCBI's taxonomy places the organism in Eukaryota, Metazoa, Arthropoda, Insecta, Lepidoptera, Tortricidae. The transcript is spliced from 10 exons.
AAUCGCGACUUGUUUUGCCAACUAGACAUAGUCCUGUCACAGUUGCAAAAUAAUGCAAUUUUCAUACUGUUUACUCAGAUUUAAUCUUUACAACUUAACUUAAAAUCGUUCUCAGUGAUAUGUGACGUCGGUAAGAGAAAUUAAAUAUGUCGUGGCUCAAUUUAAACCAGAGUUUGAACAGUUUGAAAGGGCAGAUUACGAACUUUGCUUCUGAGGUGUUAUCUGAAGUGCCUGGACAGGAUACUGAGGGUAAUGCAGCUGCGACCGAGACUUCUGUAAAGGAACUUGAGGAGAAAUGCCACAACCAGGAGCUCGAGAUCGCAUCUCUGAAGAGGCUUACAGCUGAAUUUGAAGCCACAUUGCAAUCUGAGAGACUCAACAGAAAGAAUGGAGUCAAAGAAAAAGAAGAAGAAUCCAGUUGGUACUGGGACCCUCCGCCGCAGCCCGCUCGAACAGAGGCGGACAUCGAAAACGUGUACAAAACACAAAUCAAGGAACUACAAGAUGAAAUAUCCACCUUAAAAGAACGCUACUAUAUAGACCCGAGACAAGACAAUGACGACGAACUUGAGAAACUAAGAGAAGAAAACAAAAACCUAACGACAAAUCUAGAAGAUUUGGACUCACAACAUCAAUUAGCCAUGGAGAGACUUUUAAGCUUAAAGAAAGAGUUGCAAAAGAAUUUUGAAGUUCUAAGGCAAGAGCAUGAAGAUCUAAAGUAUAACAACGAUGAAUACGCAAAUGAAAUUAAAGUUCUGCAAGCUAAAAUAGCAGAGAAGGAUAAAUAUUUGGAAACUUUGAAGACGGCUAAGGCAGAUUACGAUACAUUGCAUCAUAAAUAUAUAAAUUUAGAAAGGAUACAUGCUCUAUUAAGAGAAAAUGCUGAGAAAUUUCAGGAAGAGAAUCAAGAGUUACAUGAAGAAAUAUUUAGAUUACAGGAGCAGGUAACUAAAUUAGAACACGAAGUUGAAAUUGUUACUAAGCAUUCUGAGCUAUCUGAGACUGUCCCUAGAGAAAGGUACGAAGAGUUGUUAAAGGAACUGAAUGAUUUAAAAGACAGUAGAAACUCCAACCACCAGCAUGUUGAUGAAGUCAAUAUUGAUGAUAACGCUAAGAGUGUCAUCGAAACAUUGAAAAGAGAGUUGCAUGAAGUGAAACAUAGAUUAGCUCAAAAGGAAAGUGACGCACAAUCUGAUAACAAAGUAAUUAAAACUGAAAAGAUAAUGCAGUUUUAUAAUAAAUACGUGAACUUUGAUAUUCCUGUAGAUUACCUCGGAGAAGUGCCAUCAAGUGGCGAAAAUAUAGUGGUAUUUAAAUUAGAAAGUGUUUUUAAAACACUGAAUUCUUUUAAGAAGGACAUUGAUAAGCUAAACCAUAAGCUGUCUGAGAAGAAACUUAACAUCGACCAUAUGCAGACACAGAUAGAUGAUUUAACAACAGAGAAUGACUUCCUAACCAAUGACUUACAUCAUACUGAGAGAGAAUUGGAGGAAAUGAAAAAGAAUAAUGACUUUUUGAUAUCAGAAAUUGCGGCCUUAAAGAAUACGUCCAAACUAGAACCUAUAAUAGAAACGCAUGAAGAUAACUUAGCGAAACUAGAGACAGAACUAGCAGAUUCAAAUAAAUUAAAUAAGAAUUUCGAGUCUAAAAUACAACAAAUAGAAAAAGAACUAGCGGCAGUUAAACAUGAAAAAGGUUUGCUGCAAACAAGCUUAGCUGACUUAAAAGAGAAAUAUACGUUGAUGCUUAGUGAACUCGAUAUGUUUUCAGCUAAAACAAAAGAUGCGGAAGAGUUAGAAAAAACUGUCAACAUUGCAAGUGAAGAAAUGGUUAAAAACUGCACACAUGAAAUUCAUGAAUUGAAAAAACGGCUAAAUGCUGCUAAUGCUAAAAACGAACAAUUAUCAAUAGACGUGCAUAUUGCAGAAAAUGAUAAGGUAUUACUUACCCAAGAAAUUGACAAUCUUAAGCAAAAUCUUAAACAUGAUACACAGAGUUCGCCCAACUCUAAAGACGAACAUGAUGGAAGGUUACCAGAGGUUGUUGAAGAUAGUUUAGAACCACAAGCUAGAGCUGCGAGUAGUCAUUUAUUGGAAAGAAGUGCACAACACAAAAAUAUGACCGCAGCAUUGAAAGAAAUUGAAGAAAUAAAAUUAGAAAAAGCACAAAUUCAAGCGCAUUUGGAUGUCGCAAAGGAUGAAAAUAUGCUAUUAAAGGAAAGUAUUAGCCAACUUAAUACGGCAAUUGAUCACAUUAGGCAGCAAGAGAAACACUUGCUUAUUCAAAUAGACGAUUUAAAGAAAUCAAGACAAGCAGUAGUCGAUAACGAACAGGUGCUUCAAGGAACUAUUGAAAAGUUGAAUGAUAAGGUAGCAACGCAAGAAAUAUUAACUAUGGAGGUAGGUAAACUUAAAGAAGAAAAUAUACAUUUGACCCAACAAAAAGUUCACCUGGAAGCAGAACUGUUAUCUACAGACAGUAAAAUCACACAGUUUAAUCAAGAAUUUGUAAAAGUAUUAAGCAAUGCCAGUGAAAAAGAUAGUCUUAUCGACGCUCUAAAUACUACUAUCACUGAAAAUAAGUCUAAAGUAAUUUAUUUAAAUGAUAAAAUAUCAGAAUUAGAAAAUAAUUUGAUGUCUAAAAACAAUGAAAUCAUUAAACUACAAAAAUCUCUCGAAGAUGUUACUCAAGCAUUAAAUAAAACUAACCAGCAAUCAAAUCAAAGUAAAGAGGCGAUUUUACUGGAAAAAGAAUCUCUGAACCAACAGCUUAUUGAGCUUAAUGUUGAGCUUAAAAAUAAAACAAAUGAAAUUUCUGCUUUAAACAAUACAAUUGCAGAAGUUGAAAGAAAUCGUUCUGGUUUUAAGACAUUAGCAGAUGAUAAAGACAAGGAAAUCAAAGAACUACGUCAAAGUAUAGUUGAAAUAAGUGACAAACUGAAAAAUGUCGACCAUACAACAAAUGCUGAUGAUUACGCCAUAUUACUUAAAGAAAAAGAAGCCAUACAAAACGAAGUUGUAGAUCUACAAAAUAAUAUCACUGGUAAGCAGGAGGAGCUAAAUGAAAUUAAAGCAAAACAUGACCUAAUGGAAAGAGCUUGUAUUGAAUAUAAAACUUUAGUAGAAAACACAACAGCUGAAAAAGCGGAGCUAAUAAAUCUAGUUAAUUUAAAACACAAUGAAAGUUUGCAGUACCACAAUGAAAUACAAAGGCUGAACCAUAUCCUUUUAGAACAGAAUACUGAAAUGAAAAAGUUAAUUGAAGAAAAGAAUCAACAAAUACAAAAUAACGAAACCUGUCCAACCUGCGAGAAUUUAAGAAUGACUCUUAGAGAAAAAGAUGAAAUAAUAAAGAGUCUUAAUCAGAAUAAUAGUGUGUUUGAAAAGAAUAAGGCUGAUUUAUUGAAUGCGAAUGAAAGUUUGAGGAUGUUAACGGAAAAAUGCGACGGUUUGGAGAAAAAUCUUCAGAUACAGCUGGAGAAUGUAAAGACAUUGGCAGCAGAAAAGAUACAGCUGUCAGAGCAACAUGACAACGCGACUCGCGAACUGGAGCGACUACGUCACCAUCUCGUCGAGAUGGAAGACAACUAUACACAGGAGCUGAUGACGUCAGAACAGAAACUGACGGAAUGUCAAUCCAGGUUGCAACAUGUUGAGGAAAGAGCUAAGCAGAGCAGUACGGUUUAUACUAGUAAUAGCAUUCGAGCCAAUCAAGAAGUAGAAACGCUGCGUAACCAAAUCAAACUGCUUGAGAAACAACGAGAGGAAGUCCAAGCCAGACUUGGAGAAGCUGAGGAUGCGAGAGGAAGGAGUGAUGCUGCGCUCACCAACUUGCAAGUUGUCUUGGAACAGUUCCAAUUAGACAAAGAACGAGACAUCCACUCCUCCACCGAAAAAAUAAGAAACAAAAUGGAGGAUCUGAAAAAAGAAAAUGGCGGAUUACAGAAACAGAUAGAAAAACUCAACGUGAAACUGCAAGAAUCUCUAGCUGGUCUCCAAGCCGCUACAAGACUUGGGGAUCAACUGGAAACAAAAACAGCCCAAAUCAAUGAUUUGAAAGAACAAGUAAAAACGCUGCAGACUUCGGUCGGCGCGGCGGAAGAGCGGUACUACAAGGCAAUAUCCAACCAGCAAGAUAAAGUGGACAAGAAUUUAGUCAAGAACCUUGUGCUAAACUUCGUGCUUACUGCGGGGAACAAUACUAAUAAGACUCAAAUACUGCGGGUGUUGUCAACGGUACUAGAUUUCAACCAACAGGAGUGUCGGAAGCUUGGCUUAGAGAAGGCGCCUCCAACGGACAGCCUCGCCGCCGAAUUCGUCAAAUUCUUACAGGACGAGAGCAAGCCCCGAGCGCCAUUACCAAGCAUGAUGGGUAUCACGAGGAGUAAUACGCCGAGCUCCAGGAAAAGCUCUACUAUAGGCCCCUCCCCCAUCCCCUCAGAACUCCUGGGCCACAAGCGGAACCCCUCCACCGGCUCCAACAACCUCCUCUUCCAAAAUAUAGACAACGCGGAGACCACCUCGCAGAUAUCCAUCGAGUCCGACCAUCGAGUCUCCACCAGUAUGGACACGGGAGUUAACCAGACGAGGAAUACAGAGGGCGCCAUUUUGAAACACGUUUUGAAGGAUAUGUAAAUAUUUAUAACUCAGUUUCCCCUUAAAAUAUUAUUAAAAUAUCAAACUUUGUCUAUAAUCGUGACUGGUAGAGAAUGCCUCAUGGCAUUAAGUUAGUUUUUUGUACAUUAAGUUUUUCUUUUGUGCAAUAAAGACUAAAAUGUAAACAAAGUUAUUCAAAUCAAAUGACUACAAACUCUUACAACAUAGACAACGUGGAGACCAACUCGCAGAUAUCCAUCGAGUCUCUUCUAGUAUGGACACGGGAGUUAACCAGACGAGGAAUACAGAGGGCGCCAUUUUGAAAUACGUUUUGAAGGAUAUGUAAAUAUUUAUAACUCAGUUUCCCUUAAAAUAUUAUUAAAAUAUCAAACUUUGUCUAUAAUCGUGACUGGUAGAGAAUGCCUCAUGGCAUUAAGUUAGUUUUUUGUACAUUAAGUUUUUCUUUUGUGCAAUAAAAACUAAAAUGUAAACAAAGUUAUUCAAAUAUUCAAAUCAAAUGACUACAAACUCUUACAACAUAGACAACGUGGAGACCAACUCGCAGAUAUCCAUCGAGUCUCUUCUAUGAGGGAGUUAACCAGACGAGGCAUACAGAGGGCGCCAUUUUGAAACACGUCUUGAAGGAUAUGUAAAUAUUUAUACCUCAGUUUUCCGUAGAAUAUUAUUAAAAUAUCAAACUUUGUCUAUAAUCGUGACUGGUAGAGAAUGCCUCAUGGCAUUAAGUUAGUUUUUUGUACAUUAAGUUUUUCUUUUGUGCAAUAAAGACUAAAAUGUAAACAAAGUUAUUCAAAUAUUCAAAUCAAAUGACUACAAACUCUUACAACAUAGACAACGUGGAGACCAACUCGCAGAUAUCCAUCGAGUCUCUACUAGUAUGGAUAUUGGAUAUAGGGGUGAGCCAGACUAGAAAUACGAAGGGCGUUAUUUAAAUAGGUAAGACAAAGCAAAAGAAGGGUUAUAAUUUUAACCAGCUUGUUUAUAUGUUAAAUAUUUAAAUGACGGUCCGAUUGGCCAGUCUACUACGCAAUAUAAUACAAGAGGUUUAUUCAGAUAGUAAUUUCUUGUUAUCAAACUGUUAUGGAUAUAAUCUGAAAGCUGACAGAUCACAUCGAUAACCGUUUAAUAACAAGAAAUAACUAUCUGUACGAAACCGGGUAGAUCAGACAUAGAUCAGACAAUUUAACUGUCAUUUUAUUAUCUGGCAUAAGACAGUUUAGGUGUCUUAUUUAAAUUAUUAUAGUAUUAGAUACCAUAUCAGAACAAACUUAGUAGCGCUGAUAUUUUUUCUGCUGUCUUGACUCUGUAUUUGUUUUAGUAUAUUUAGUGCCUUAUUUAGAAAGAUUUUAGCAAUAGUCAUAUUUACUUCAUACAAAUAUAAUUUUGGGUGAUACAUUUUAAUUUUGCGCAACAUUUACUUUUGUGAUAUAACAUUUAAAACUUUCGCGGUUUAAACACAUAUUAAAUCACAUUUAGAAACGGGUCUACCAGUGAAACCUGUGUCGAAACGUCGGUAAAUAAAGGUAACAAAAUAAAUUCGCGAUAGACCCGUUUCUAAAUGUGAUUUAAUAUUUACUUUUGUGCACUGAAUGAACUUUACGUUUUUAAUAUGAUCCUACGUAAUAACGCUAAAAGUGCGUAAACAAAUAAAUUUUGAAUUAUGCUCCAUUCAAUAAUGCAAUUUACCCUUUUAAUACCAUAGACGUUACAUUUACCCACUAGAAGGAGUGAUGUUGGAAUCAUGCAGAUUCCAUUAUACGGAUGAUAGGAUUAAAAUGUACCUAUAUUUUACGUAGUUUUAGUUUGUAAUAUGUAUAAAUUGAUUGUAAAUUCUUCUGUUUCGCCUGUAUUUUGUUCAAAUUAGGUAAUUAUACGCCUGUAUAAUAAUUAUUUUUAGUUUCUUGUUAGUUUUGUAUAACUGAUGUUAUACAAUAAAUCUUAUAGGUUAUGUGUGUAGUUGUGAAAGUAUUUUUUGUCCCACAGUAAAAUGCAUAAAUUCAAAAUACAUUUUAUUUGAUAUAUGAUAUUCUGAACAGAGGCCCUACCGCGAAAAACGAAAAUCGAAUAUGCAAUUAGCGAUAGGGGCAGAUGGGCGCUUUAUUAAAGUUUAUGAGUUGUUAAGGAUUUGUGGAAUUUUAGGCUGUUCCUCCUCAGAAUCACGAGCCCUAUCGAAUCUAGUCGGUGAAAAAAAGUGUCCCAAUUUUUACCUACUUAUAACUUUUUUACUUUCAAAAUGCCACUGCCAUACAAGAGCCUAUAGAAAAAAGUUUCGUUAUUGGAACAAAAAAAAUGGGACACUUUUUUUCACCUUGUAGACUCGAAAGGGUUCGUGAUUCUGAGUAGGAAAAACCUAAAAUUUCACGGAUCCCUAACAACUCAUGAACUUACAACGAAAAAAAAAACGCCCAAAUAAUGAAAUUUCGAUUAUAAUUUUUCGCAGUAGGCCCUCAGUAGUAUUUUUGAUUGUCGUUCACUUCAAAUAGAUGCCCUUAAAAGAUAAAUUCUCUUUUUUUCAUUUGUUGCUCAGAAAUGGGAUAUUAACCUUUACGUAUACGUAUAGGUUACGUAUACAUACCACACAAUUUGGACUGUAAUUUACAAUUUCAAGGUUAUUUCAGUAGCAAAUUUUUGACAGGUAUAGGGUGGGCCAGUGAUAAAUUCUCUUUUCGUCUCGACGUAUUUCGUUAAAAUGCAUUUAUCAUUGGCCCAUCCUAUAUUUAAUUAUUUAUCGCUUAACGCCUCUUUUCGCACUUUCUUGUAAGAUCCCCUUUCUUAGAGUAAUUUCAAAUUUCAUUUUGAAAACAAUUUCUUGUCUUCGUAUUCGUCCAAACGAUUUUGCACGUUAAUUGAGUGGCAAUAAAAUUGAAAAUGAUAGUUAUGUUGUAUGUGACGCCUGAUAUAAUAAUGUAAAUUUAAUUUGUGAAUAUGUCAAUAUUUGUAUUAUUUAAUUAUAUUGGUUUAUCGCAGCAAUAUAUGAAUGCGUUUUAAUAA